UGGAGUUUCCCCGUUCAUGUUCAUUUUCCUUCACCCAUCAAUUCCAAGAACCUUCCUGUUACAUUUUAAACAUAAUAAUAAUCUAAAUCUAAUUACGUGUUGAUUGGGUUAUUCCCGUUGAAAAGUGACAAAAUUCUUUCAAAAACAUCGCAAUCAUCGUUGACGGAAGCAAGAAUAUCACAAAAAUCGAGACAGAUGUUGACAAAUUCGCAAUUAAAUUAACCCCCUUGAAGGGGGUGUCUUGCUUCUAGGGUUUGUUUCUUCAUCAUGGAUUUGUUUUGGGUCUGAUCGGCUGCGUAAUUUCUCUCAGUACUUUUCACAAACACAGCAGGGCUUGAUUUUUUCACCUUCUGGUUCUUGAAUUGUCUUGGGACUUUUCACAAACAGGUGGUGUGCGUGCUAAUUUUGAUCAUGAAUAUGUUUUGGGUCUGAUCGGCACUGUGAUUUCUCUUGGGACUUUUCACAAACACGUGGUGUGCGUGCAAGUUUUUAUCUGGUUUUGGUUUUUGAAACUUGGAAGUGGGCUUUAAGUUCUUGAAACAUGGGUUGUGUUUGUUGCAAAUGUAGUCGCAAAGCUCCGUCGUCUUGGUCGGAUGGUGGGAAGAAAAUAAAGGGGAAGAAAGAUAGAAAUGCAGCUGCAGAUGAGUUGUUAGAAGUUGUCCCCAUUCCUUCUCAUAACUUCAAGCUUGAGUGUGCUGUGCUUACGCGCAGAGGGUAUUAUCCCGACACGCCGAAUAAAGAAAACCAAGAUUGUUUUUGUAUCAAAACAAGUGUUCAAGGUAACCCAAAUGUCCAUUUCUUUGGUGUUUUUGAUGGGCAUGGUCAUGCCGGGAAACAAUGUUCAGAAUUCGUACAAAACAGACUCGUCGAGCUUCUUUGCAAUGACGAUACGUUAGUUGAAGAUCCUGUUAAUGCUUUUAACGUAGCUUUCUCAACGACUAAUACCGAGCUCCAUGAAAAUCCUGACAUUGAUGAUUCGAUGAGUGGCACGACGGCGAUUACUGUUCUUGUUAUUGGGGAUAAGCUUUACGUCGCUAAUGUGGGUGAUUCGAGAGCUGUGAUUGCUGUUAAAAAAGAUGAUCAUGGUCAUGUUGUUGCUCAAGAUUUGUCUCAAGAUCAAACCCCUUUUAGGAAUGAUGAAUGUGAGAGGGUAAAAGAAUGCGGGGCUAGGGUUUUGAGUGUUGAUCAAGUUGAAGGUGUGAAAGAUCCGAGCGUUCAAUCGUGGGGUGAUGAAGAGAAUGCGGGUAGUGAUCCACCACGGUUAUGGAUGCGGAAUGCGAUGUAUCCAGGAACUGCGUUUACUCGUAGUGUAGGUGAUAGCAUUGCGGAAAAGAUUGGUGUUGUGGCGGUUCCUGAAGUUUCAGUAGUUCAACUCACCGCUAAUAACCCGUCUUUUGUACUUGCGAGUGACGGCGUGUUUGAAUUCCUGUCUAGCCAAGCUGUCGUUGAUAUGGUUGAUAGAUACAUGGAUCCUAGGAGCGCGUGUGCUGCAGUUGCUGCAGAAUCAUACAAACUAUGGUUAGAGCAUGAGAAUCGUACAGAUGAUAUAACCAUCAUUGUUGUACAUGUUAACGGCUUAUUAAAUUCAGGUGUUACAAAUGGUGAUGAAGAAGGUGGAAGCAGUGGUGUCGAACCAACGGAUGUUACACCACCGCGGUCAGAGAGGUUCCGGUCAGUGGGAAGCAAUUUCUCACAGGCUCUUCAUUUCCAUCAAGCUUUGUUAACCAAUGAUAAGAAACCGCGUCUCGAGCCACCCAGAUGAUAGUUUGCAUGUCUUGUCGGGCAUGGUCAACCCAUGUAGCAGCAUUUUGUAUCAGUGUCGUGUUACUACGACGAUCAUUGUAACAUUAUGUGGUAUUACUAGUCUAGUUACCAUAGGUGGAUGAUUUUAACGAUUCAAGAAGAAAAAUGGAGUUCUUUUUGUAAAACAACGCUAAUGUUUGAAAGCAUUGCGAAAAAUGUUCUACGUUUUGGGUCGGGCUUCAGCCCAUUGGGCCUAAUCAUGUC
This is a messenger RNA of Helianthus annuus (common sunflower), 2007 nucleotides long. Its product is annotated as probable protein phosphatase 2C 35. Gene Ontology annotation, molecular function: cation binding; protein serine/threonine phosphatase activity. The record is from RefSeq and is a predicted model, not a curated record. The transcript is spliced from 3 exons. Lineage: Eukaryota; Viridiplantae; Streptophyta; Magnoliopsida; Asterales; Asteraceae. Gene Ontology annotation, cellular component: cytosol; nucleus. The coding region runs from base 542 to 1762 and encodes 406 amino acids. Gene Ontology annotation, biological process: protein dephosphorylation.